Molecule: messenger RNA, 2643 nt
Organism: Oenanthe melanoleuca
Lineage: Eukaryota; Metazoa; Chordata; Aves; Passeriformes; Muscicapidae
Gene: GMDS
Product: GDP-mannose 4,6-dehydratase
Exons: 12
Coding region: 499-1725 (408 amino acids)
Biological process (GO): GDP-mannose metabolic process
Molecular function (GO): GDP-mannose 4,6-dehydratase activity
Source: RefSeq, a predicted model, not a curated record
GCCGCGGGGGGCGCUGUGCGCCCGGCCACGCUCGCCUCACGGGGCACCGCCGGCGCAUCCCCCGGCCCGACACGCGCUCAGGAAGUCGGGCGGCCCCGCUCCUCCUCUUCUUCCUCCUCUUCUUCCUCCUCCUCCUCUUCUUUUCUCCUCCUCCUCCUCCUCCCCCGGCCACGCCCCGCGCCGCCCGCUCUCAGCCAAUCGCCGCGCCGCCUUUCGGCCCCGCCGCGCCUCCCGCCCCUCCGGGGAAGCGCCGGGGCUCCUGAUUGGCUGCGGGGCCGAGCGGCGCGGCGGGAGCGGCGGCGAGCGCGGGGCGCGCUCCCGGGAGCGCGGCGGGAGCGCGCCUGCGGGGGGCUGCACCUGCGGCCGCCGCGGGGCGGGGCGGGAGCGCGGAAAUGCCGGGGCAGCGCAGGUAACCCCGGGUGGAGGCAUCCUCCCCUCCGUGCCCGCCCCCAGCGCCGGGAGCCGCGCCUCCGCCCCGGGAUACCUCUCACCUGGAGGAUGGCACAGCCCGCGGCGCAGGAGGCGUGUGGCUGCGCCGCCGCCGCCGCACCGGGAGACGACGGCGAGGAGAUGAACGGCAGGAAGGUGGCUCUGAUCACCGGCAUCACCGGGCAGCAAGAGCACAGAGCUUUCCCAAGGACUCCUUUGGUGCUGUGUGAAAAGUCUUCCAGGUUGUUGGCAGAAGUACGUUUCUCUUCAUCAAAGAUAGAUGGAUCGUACUUGGCUGAGUUCCUGCUGGAAAAAGGCUACGAGGUGCAUGGCAUUGUUCGUCGGUCCAGUUCUUUUAAUACAGGCCGGAUCGAGCACCUCUAUAAGAACCCGCAGGCUCACAUUGAAGGAAACAUGAAGCUGCACUAUGGGGAUCUCACAGACAGCACCUGCCUGGUGAAGAUCAUUAAUGAAGUCAAACCCUCUGAGAUUUACAACCUGGGAGCUCAGAGCCACGUCAAGAUUUCUUUUGACCUAGCAGAAUACACUGCUGACGUUGAUGGGGUUGGCACUUUACGGCUCCUGGAUGCUAUUAAGACCUGUGGCCUUAUCAACUCUGUGAAGUUUUACCAAGCCUCCACCAGUGAACUUUUUGGAAAAGUGCAAGAAAUCCCGCAGAAGGAGACCACCCCUUUUUACCCAAGAUCGCCUUACGGGGCAGCAAAACUGUAUGCCUACUGGAUUGUGGUAAACUUCAGGGAAGCCUACAAUCUCUUUGCUGUGAACGGCAUCCUCUUCAAUCAUGAGAGCCCCAGAAGAGGGGCUAACUUUGUCACUCGGAAGAUUAGCCGGUCGGUAGCGAAGAUUCACCUCGGGCAGAUGGAUUGCUUCAGCCUGGGCAACCUGGAUGCUAAGAGGGACUGGGGCCAUGCCAGAGACUAUGUUGAGGCCAUGUGGCUGAUGUUGCAAACGGAUGAGCCUGAGGACUUUGUCAUAGCCACCGGGGAGGUCCACAGUGUCCGUGAAUUUGUGGAGAAGUCAUUUAAGCACAUUGGGAAAACCAUUGUGUGGGAAGGGAAGAAUGAAAAUGAAGUGGGACGGUGCAAAGAGACUGGCAAGAUUCAUGUGACAGUCAAUCACAAGUACUACAGGCCAACUGAAGUGGAUUUUCUGCAAGGAGACUCCACCAAAGCCAGGCAAAAGCUGAACUGGAAGCCGAGAGUCACGUUUGAUGAGCUGGUGAGGGAGAUGGUGGAUGCUGACGUGGAGCUCAUGAGGAACAAUCCCAAUGCCUGAGCCCUGGCUGGGCCCCGCAGGCAUCACAGGACCCACACCACAGAUGCAACCCAUGGCCAGCACAGCCAUAAGCCACCAGGGUGGGCAGCUGCCCCUCCCUGUGAUGGAUUUAUUGUUGGCCUGUCUGUGUGUAAAAGACCAGCUUUAUUCCUGCCUCCACCCUCUACAUCCUCCCAGUGCCUCUUGCCCCACACAUCCCAGGGUCAGCUCUGCCUGGGCUAAAUCUGUCUUCUGCCAUUAACUGGGGAAGGAUCAUACUGUACCUGAAAAAUUGAUCAGCCAGCAAACCCAUUGAUUUAAUUUUUAAUUGAGACUCAUCUUUCUAUUCUCUAGAUCUCCAGCACAUUUUUAGUACUUAAUCCCAUUUGAGAAACAAAGCAUUCCCUGCUCCUCACGCCUCCCCUUUCCACAUCAGCAGACCUUUGGUGCAGACAUGGGCUCACCAUGCCUCCAGAACUUGCUCCACAGCUUCCCCUUUCUGCCUUUCCUGAACACUCCCUGUUUUUCUUUCCUGUAGCCUUACCUCCACCCCAGCAGCCCAUUUCCAGCACCUGAACUCUGUAAAAGUUUGGAUAACUUGAUAUAACUUGCAGUGAAAUCGCCUUUUGACCAUGCUGAAUUAAUUCCUAAUUGCUGGAAUCGCUUUCAAACCAGUCAGGCUGGGGCUUGUAUAUGUUUUUCAGAUCUUCAUUUCAGAGUGUGCAUGAGUCACAGAAAGCCUUUUUGUCCAGCACCUUCUCAUUCUGGGGAGAUUUGGUUUUUGACUCCCCUCCCCAAAGAAUCAACCCAUUCCCUUUCCACCCUCUUCCUGCUUACUAUAAUUAAACCUCAGACAGGAGCGUGAACCAUUUCAAAAGAUGACUUAAGAAAUAAAAACAAAAUAAAUAAAAAAAAGCUUUAAAAAAAUAGAAACUUCAA